CAUAAAUACACAAGAACUCCAAUGUUAGAACUCUAUAACGUAUUCAGACACAACAUUUUUGGCUCUUCAGUAGCCACUGAAGUCUGCUGGUCUAUCUAGUGGACCAACACCUAACCUAACCUCCAACGUAAAGAUUAAGUACUUCUCUACAGAGCUUCCCAUUUGUGGUCUGAUACUUCUUUAGCCUGAUGAAGGAACGAUGGGCAGGUCAUCUUUCUACCUCGACUGCGAGCAGGACUAUGGUGUUUCUGUGUCUUCGGGUCCCCACGUCGCCCCUAGCGAUCUCGCCUACACCGCGUGGUUUGAAUCGCGACUCCAUGACUUUCAGCACUGGCAGGGGCAUCCAUGGUAUGCCCAUGGUGCUAAGGCUAGCAGCGUUGUCGCGGGCACUGCAGGCGGCUGGUCUGCUUAUGGCUACAUAAUAUAUUAAUCCGUUGUUUUGGUGGAUGAUCCCUCAACCUGCGUGUAGUACAACUACAAGGGUGGAAAAGCCAAGGAUAUACAGCCUUAAAUUUUUGUGGCGAUUGUCGUAACAGAAUCAAUCAGAAAAGAACUACAUGAAGAAUGUUUGUGUAUCAUGUCCGCGUUGGGGGUAGACACUAAAAAUAGCUACAUAAAAAGAGGUGUCAUAGACACUAAUGCUAGCUACAUAAAAAGAGGUGCCAUGACAUGACAUGACAUCUAACCUGCCGUAACGGGGGAUCCGGAUGUUGCUGCGCGUAUCUGUGCAAAGGACCCCACCUGUGGCGGCUUUUGCAGCAAUCCGCAGCUCCAUCGCUCUUACUUCUACGACUCUCACCUGCUGACGCGCAGGGAAAUGUUUCUCCGCAAGGAGAUUCAUGAUCGAGCAGGAGAGUUCGUUAAGGCAAGAACCAAGAGAUGAGCAUCCUCAGCGCCUUCCUUGGUGGCUUUUUCAAGGGGAAAAAGAACUUCUAUGUUCCAAGGAUAAGAAGACUCCCAAGGAAGAAAGGGACCAGGGAUGGUCUCAGGGAUCAUGCGACACGGUGCAACUCUAAGCUCGAGAACACUUCCUCCUUGGCUCCUGAGGGCACCAGUGCAGAUAUGUCGCCAAGCAACCGCUGGCUCUGCUACGGCGAACACACGCCACCUGUGGUGGACUUCGUGAGACGCAGUGGCACCAUGUACAAAAAAGCUCCUGUAGCCUACAUGAAAGCAGAUCUAAGGACGCAAGAAGCAGAAGACGCAUCAUCAUCUUCUUCUUCUUCUAGAGAUGGUGAUGGUCAAUCAGCACAGCAGGAUGGGCAAGGUCAAGCAGCACAGGACGAUGGAGGUGAACGAUCACAACAGGAUGCUGGUGGAGACGGAGAAGAAGGAGUAAUCAUGAUGUCCCAGCAUGCGCCUCCACGGAUCUUCAAGAAAGAACUGCGGAUUGCAUCGCUGUCCGCGGGAGGCACGUUACCCAGUCGAGGAGUACCUUUAUCCGAUGCGGAGAGGGUACACAUGAUGAAAGAGAUCUGCGCGAACCAGAGUUGGACUGCUGGCGUUUACGCAGGAAAGUCACUUGUAGCAGUAAAAGAGGGUGACGAGAGCAAACACGGUACUUCUAGAGCAGUUCUUUCCUGUACGUGUAUCCUCUGCUGCAAAAACGAACAAUGCACUGCAGAUGUAUGUGCAUGUGUAUCCUCUGCUGCAAAAACGAACAAUGCACUGCAGAUCUAGUUCUUUCCUGUUUUCAUCUGCAGUGCAUUGUUCGUUUUUGCAGCUACGCAGUCGUAACUACAACUACCAACUAAGUAAUCAACGUCACUUUCUGAUAGGGUGUCUUGUGAUGCAUUCUUUUCAUCAACAAACGUUCUGUUAGCUGCCAUUUGGCUUCUACGGUGAUCACGGAUGGUCAUAUCAGGGACACACAUUUGCUGGCAGGAUCAUAUCGAUAUGCUCUGCAGCACCACAUCACUAUAGUAUAGUCCUUAUGCUCAAUAUCUCCUCAGGUCCGAUGUGUCAUGGCUUUUGCUACAACAGGCAGAGCAAGCGUGGUUACUUUUACAAGGACCUACUACAAAACCCUGAACAAGCAAGAGAAGCCUCACAGGACUUACCUGCUUCAUCUGGUGACGUGAAACAAGGCAUUCCACGUGCACCAGAUAAGGGUGAACCAGCAACAGGAGACGCAGCAGUUGACAAUCCUGCAGCGCCGCCUCUUUUAAGGUUUACUUACCAUAAUUUUCCAUCUUCAGUAGAUAGUACUUACAUCUUGGAGGAGCUUGUCCCAGAACCUCUACAGCUUCAAAGUGAACUUCAAAACGGGAGCUCGUCACAUCUUUCGAGUAAGCUCUAAUCCCUGGAGAAGAAAAGCAUGCAGAUCCAUUGAACGACGGUCCUGGUGAUAUGGACACACCGGGAGCAUCAACUCUGAACGCACCACCUGCAUCAUCUGCGACACAGUUUGUUGCGGAGUCAUCUUCGGAUUCCAGCAGUGGCCUGACCCCCGUUGGCAUCCAGCUUCGUCCCCCGGCGAAGACAUUAGAGGAAGCCCCCGAUGUCAGAACGCAGAAUCCAGAGCUGAUCACGAACAAUGCUGAUCACAAAGCUGCGGACAACGCUGACGAGUGGGAGUGUUAUUAUGCGGAUGCGGAAGAGCAAGAAACAGUCAGUCGUGGCGUGGUCGAACGAAACGCCAAAGCUACACAGUGGGAUUGGCUUCAGAAGAAGGAGUGUGACCAUGAUCCUUGGGGCUAUGUAAGUCCUGACUGCAAAAAACGAGGGCCCGCGUCGCAUUUCUGCCUUAGGAGUCGAUGCAGACCGCCGCCACCACCAUCAGGAAGGAGAAAUCCAACGCAACAGAUCCUCGGUUUUGGCACAUCUCUUUUUCACGGUUGGGAUCAGGAUCUGCGACUGCAGAAGACCGCUGCUGCAGUCCUUUUCGGGAACGUUUUGUCGAAGACAAGUAGCGCAUCUAGUGAACUUGAUGCCCUUUACACCAGUGAAGAUCCGGCAGCGCAAGUAUUCGCGGUUCCCAAGAACAGUCACAUUUCCUUAGAUGCAGCAAGGCUGAGGAAUUCCGGUGCCGGUGCACGAGGACUCUGCAAGCGCGUGGCAGCCGCUUUUUCCGGAAAGACAACAGUUGGGACGCUAGGAGUCUUGCGGAAAGGAAAGCUAGUCCCCGAAGCCUGCUCAGGCGGACCCGGCAUGCUGGUGAAAACACGUGGAGACCAUGAAGAUGAUAAAAGCAGAGGCAAGGAUCAGUGGUUCUUCUGUUGCGAUGGUCAUGAGCAUGCUGGUCGCGUCGCUGAAGAUGAAAAUGCUGUCAAAGAGGAUCAAGCAGGAGGGUCUUCUAGCACAAUGGACGAAGGUGGAGCACCGAAGAAGCUGGGCAAAAACCUGGUUUGCGAGCCAUUAUCCGAAAUGGUUAGCCCAAAAGCAUGCUUGCACGCCAUCCACCAAGCCUUCGUUGGGAAAGAGGAUCUCCUUUCCUUAGCCGAAAAAGAGGCAAAAUGUGCGCAGCUUUGCUUCGUGCGGCCUACCCUUGAAAAGCAAAAAGGUAUCAUAGUUAAGGCUACUGAUAAAGCGUCCUCAGCUACAUCGAUCCCUGGCUUUUUUUUCUACUCGAGUGAAGGAAGCCAAAAAUAAGUGCUCUGAGGAAUGCUCUGAGGAAGUGCGGCUCUAACGUAGGAAGAAUCGCUGCGGCAUUGGGUGAGGCGAGAGACGACGCUUUGUCCUCGGUGCAGUACUUAACCGGACUACAGACGUCAGCUCCUUCCCCAAAAGGCCCGCCAGGAAAUUUUAGAGUGGACUGCUUCGAUCCUGGAAGUCGAAAUGAACUCUAUGUGCCUGGACCAAGCAGCUUAGGAUUAGGAGAUAGUACAGUGAAGAUCGACCCAGGGGGGCCGUUGGACGUGCGAAAAGCAGGAAUGUGGCCCAUUGGCGUUGUUUUUCUAUAGUACUGUUGUGCUUAGCUAGGUACCGUAACAGCACGUUUUUGAUACAACAAUCCAAGAAUGAAGAAGGCGAACGCGGU
This is a messenger RNA of Amoebophrya sp. A25, 3979 nucleotides long. The record is from the annotation of a GenBank genome assembly. Lineage: Eukaryota; Dinophyceae; Syndiniales; Amoebophryaceae.